Molecule: messenger RNA, 915 nt
Organism: Rosa rugosa (rugosa rose)
Lineage: Eukaryota; Viridiplantae; Streptophyta; Magnoliopsida; Rosales; Rosaceae
Product: protein LURP-one-related 3-like
Exons: 1
Coding region: 52-660 (202 amino acids)
Source: RefSeq, a predicted model, not a curated record
CAUAAGCCAAAAGGUACUUCUCUACCUAGGGUAGGCUGGUAGCUCAACCAAAUGGCCAGAGUUCAUCCAAUUCUAGUAGUACCCAGGAUUGAUAAUUCUUCUGUUAGUACCUCUCCAUGUUCUGAACCAUACAUGACCUCAAAGAGAGAAACAUUCACUAUAUGGAUGAAGUCCCUUGUUAUGCAAGGAAAUGGAUGCACAGCGUACGACGAAAAUGGUGAGAUUGUGUAUCGUGUUGAUAACUACGACAACAAGCACAGCAAUGAAGUCUAUCUCAUGGAUCUCCGUGGCAAAGUUCUGUUUACUCUAUGUGAGCAGAAAAUGUGCGUUUUCAGACCUAAUUGGGAGGCUUAUGAGUCCAAUGGGUCUGACACGCCAUUUUUUCGAGUCAGAAAGAGCAAAAUUUUCGGAGGAGAGUCUUCUUAUAAGGUAACCAUGCCAUCUGAUGGAAGUUGUUACAUUUUAGAAGCUGGUGGGAAAUCAACAUUUAGAAUAAGAGAUGGCAAUGGAGGAGUUGUAGCCGAGGCGAAGCGAAAGCAAUCGUCUUCAGGGUUAGAAUUCGGAGAUGAUGUACUGAGUUUAGUGGUGGAGCCUCAUGUGGAUCACUCCUUCAUCAUGGCUCUUGUUACUGUUUAUGGCUUAAUCAAACGUCAAAUAUGAAUCUCAGAACUGGCUCAGAUGCUAAGUUUUAUAUAUAUGCUUCUAGCAAAUAUUGGUGCACAGUAAAUAUCAUUUUUUUAAACCCAUUUUGGGUACGUGAGCAGUGAUGUUGCUCAGAGAGGGUUUUGCCUUUUUGUUUAGUUUGUAAGGAAUCAAUUUUGCCUUUUAUUACUGACUUGUGUGAUCAAUAUGGUUCAAAUUUUUGUGAGUAUUAAAACCAUAUGAUUGAAUUGAAUACAGUAGAAUGAUCGUCAA